AUGGAGGCCGACGCUUCGUCCUCUGGCGGCACCGCGGCUCUCGUUGCCGAGGCUCAGUUUGCUCAGGUUUUCAGGAAACUCUUGAAGAAAGAAGGGAUUUUCAACUCCCUUUAUCGAGUGCAGAAACUUCCUGAUGGGACUACAGCAUUGCCUAUACUCAGUCAAAACUUCACAGCGCAGCACCUACAGCAGCUGAACGAGAGCAUCCCACAUGGAAAGGCCUGCACUCUGACAUGGAUCCAUAAUCCUAUUCCUUCGAAAGCAGUUAUGGUACGUUCGCCUGUUCAGAAACUACACAGUGAGCUACAACACCUCAUGUCAAUCCAUGGUGCUGCGUGGUCAGAAGAGUUAGAGAAAGAUCUGCCACGGUCCUGGCAGAGGCAUGGAGACCUUAUUCUUCUAAGCGAGGAUUGCUUUAGAGCAAAGCAGUGGAGAGAAUUGGGCCAAGAACUUUGGCAGGUGGUUGCUGAUGCUUUGGGGGCCCGGCGUUUAGCCAAACGGGGGCGAGUGCAGUCAGAUUUCUUUCGCUCUCCUGCUGUGACCCUGUUGCUGGGUGAGGAUGGUUGGGUUGAACAGGUGGAUAAUGGAAUCAGAUACAGCUUUGAUGUGACCCAGUGCAUGCUGUCUCCAGGAAACAUUACUGAAAAGCUACGGAUAGCCUCUAUGUUAUGCGCAGGAGAAGUAGUGGUGGAUCUUUAUGCUGGGAUUGGCUAUUUCACUCUGCCGUACUUAAUUCAUGCUGGUGCUGCCUUGGUCCAUGCUUGUGAGUGGAACCCUCAUGCUGUGAAAGCUCUACGGAGGAACCUGUAUCUGAACGGCGUUCAGGAUCGGUGCCACAUUCACCAGGGAGAUAAUAGAAAGGUGGAACUACGGGAUGUGGCUGACAGAGUCAACCUAGGACUGAUCCCGACGUCGGAGGGAGGCUGGCCAGUCGCUUGCCAGGUCUUGAGAAAGGAUGUGGGAGGGGUCCUUCACCUACACCAAAACGUGGAGACUUUUCCAGGAAAGGCACUUGAGUUGUUCCAGCAACCGGAGCAGAAUCAGUCACCCAAGCAGGGUCCCUCCCAAGCAGUAUCCCGUGGCCAAGAAAAUCAAGUCGCUCUGGAGGACCACGAUGCCCUCCAGAACGUUGGACAAUCAUCCACAACUUCAGCCAAACAAGAAUGGCAGCGCUGGGCAGAAGUCACGGCCACACGGAUCCGGGCUUUGCUUCAGAACCUGGACAGGAAACGGUGGAAAACCCAAAUCUUGCAUAUUGAGCAUGUGAAAUCGUACGCCCCUCAUGUAGACCAUCUAGUCUUGGAUCUAGAUUGCCGGCCGCUGGAGUAGCGUAUGGGGAAUGUCUUCUCUCUGACUCGGGGGAUCUUGGAAGAAGCAGGGAAUGGUACCACAUUCUGGAUCUUCUUCAUGAGCGGCUUCCCACUUUUUGAAACCAGAAGGUUGGUGGCUGGAAAUGUCACAUAAUCUUGGGAUUUUGCGAAUGCAAUCAGAACUGUGAUGAAUCCUUGAACCCUGACAGGAACCGAGAACAUAAGUAGGCGAUAGAAGUGAUUUGGACAGCUAGUUGAUGCCUGCUGGGUUCUACAAAAUAAGCCAAUCCUUCCAGACUUCUUUCUGAGCUAUACUAUUUGCUGGAGGUUCUGCAUCGUAUCGAAUAACUUUUUGCUACUAUAAAUUCACAUGGUUCUUUCCUGCAAGGUCUGCAAAAUCAAGAGAUUACAAACCACGUCAGCUAAAUCCAGCCAUUCGCACAAAAAACAUUUGUCAUUGCCAUUGUUGGCAGAAUAACCCAGAAUAACUGUGUUCAUGCAUUA
Protobothrops mucrosquamatus (brown spotted pit viper) is the source of this 1814-nucleotide messenger RNA. It is a transcript of the gene TYW2, whose product is annotated as tRNA methyltransferase 12 homolog. The record is from RefSeq and is a predicted model, not a curated record. Gene Ontology annotation, molecular function: tRNA methyltransferase activity. Bases 1 to 1329 code for a protein of 442 amino acids. Gene Ontology annotation, biological process: tRNA methylation. The transcript is spliced from 7 exons. Gene Ontology annotation, cellular component: cytoplasm. NCBI's taxonomy places the organism in Eukaryota, Metazoa, Chordata, Lepidosauria, Squamata, Viperidae.